Molecule: messenger RNA, 659 nt
Organism: Topomyia yanbarensis
Lineage: Eukaryota; Metazoa; Arthropoda; Insecta; Diptera; Culicidae
Exons: 5
Coding region: 54-659 (201 amino acids)
Source: RefSeq, a predicted model, not a curated record
CGUUGUUGUUUGCUCGCAAACUUUCAACUCAAUUCUAAAAAAUCAUCUUUAAAAUGCCUCGUGUCAGGCCAACCACGAAAUUGGGAGUGUAUGGUCAAUGCGACCUAAACCCAGAGAAAGCAGUAAUACUGGUCAGCAAAUCGAAACUUCAAAACAAAUAUUACAUAAAAACACCAAAUUCGGAUGUUGCUCGUCUUAGUUUCGAGAUCAAAGGCAUUCAAGGUAAUCGGGUAUAUGAAGAGGUAACGAGAGAACAACAACACUUGCGUGCUCUUUCUCACAAGCAAUUUCGCAUGAACGAAAAUCGACUCAGUGAAGCUGAUAAAUUACUACAGACGCUCUGGGUUGAUUUUGUAGAAGUCAACAACUUUCUCAAGGAUUGCGAGGCGAAAGAAAAUGAAUCAUAUGAAACUAUGGAAACAGAAAAGAGGAGGCAGAUAGUUUUUCAUGAAAAAAUUGAACACAUGGAACUGGACCUUAUUAUCUUGAAAGACUUCGGUCAGAUGUAUGAACAAACAAUUAAGGAUUAUGCACCAUACGAGAGCGUAUUAAAGAAAACAAUCAAAGUUUCCGAAACUUUCGACACUACAGACGAUUUGAUGAAACGUUGUGACUCACUCCGUAAGUUAUUAUUAUUAUUUAUUAAGGCUUUAACAUAA